Molecule: messenger RNA, 1394 nt
Organism: Aspergillus wentii DTO 134E9
Lineage: Eukaryota; Fungi; Ascomycota; Eurotiomycetes; Eurotiales; Aspergillaceae
Exons: 3
Coding region: 303-1154 (283 amino acids)
Biological process (GO): thiamine biosynthetic process
Source: RefSeq, a predicted model, not a curated record
CUGACUCGUUCUAGACAAUUGCAAAUUGCCUUGUACCUGAACUCUUGCCAAAAUGUCCACUGACAAGAUUACUUUCCUCACCAACUGGUACGGCUUUUGCAAUUUAGUUAUAUGGUUUGUUUGUCCUUGUUAGAAUCUGGUGCUAAAGCGGGUGUUUUUAAAGGCACGCUACGCCAUACCACGCCCCCCUGUACCUUGCUCAGUCCAAGGGUUACUUCAAGGAAGAGGGCCUCAAGGUUGCUCUUCUGGAGCCCAAUGACCCUUCCGAUGUCACCGAGAUCAUUGGAAGCGGCAAGGUCGACAUGGGCUUCAAGGCCAUGAUCCACACUCUUGCUGCCAAAGCCCGUAACUUCCCCGUUACCUCGAUUGGCUCCCUCCUCGAUGAGCCUUUCACCGGUGUUGUUUACCUCAAGUCCAGCGGUAUCACCGAGGACUUCCGCUCCCUGAAGGGCAAGAGAAUCGGAUACGUCGGAGAGUUCGGCAAGAUCCAGAUCGACGAGCUCACCAAGUACUACGGUAUGAGCACCGAUGACUACACCGCUGUCCGCUGCGGAAUGAACGUCACCAAGGCCAUCAUCCGCGGUGAGAUCGACGCCGGUAUUGGUCUCGAGAACGUGCAGAUGGUUGAGCUUGCCGAGUGGUUGGCCGAGCAGAACCGCCCUCGCUCUGACGUCCAGAUGCUCCGUAUCGACCAGCUCGCUGAGCUGGGAUGCUGCUGCUUCUGCUCCAUCCUGUACAUUGCCAACGACUCCUUCUUGGCCGCCAACCCCGAGAAGGUCAAGAAGUUCAUGACUGCCGUCAAGCGUGCCACUGACUACGUUAUCUCUGAGCCCGCCAAGGCUUACGAGGAGUACAUUGACGUCAAGCCUAUCAUGGGCACUCCCGUCAACCGUAAGAUCUUCGAGCGCUCUUACGCCUACUUCAGCAGCGACCUCAAGAACGUCACCCGUGACUGGCAGAAGGUCACCAACUACGGCAAGCGUCUUGGUAUCCUCGACGAGAGCUUCGUCUCCAACUACACCAACGACUACCUCAGCUGGGAGUUGGAGGGUGACUCCGCCGACCCCACUGGUGACCAGAAGCGCAUGGCCAAGCUCCAGGAGGAGAUCGCCGCCAAGGGUGGUUUCCAGCGUCUGGCCACUUGCUGCGCUUAAAUGUUGAUUAUUUGAUGAUUGAUGAAGCGAAUCGAAGCCAAGUUGCUGUCGAUACACUCUUUAGUCGAGCAGAUAUGAAUAUGAAUCUUGGCUUUGAACAAUCGUUCCUAAGUAACCGUAGAUUUAACUGCUGAAGAUAUAGUAAUAGUUCAGAGCUUGUAGAAUCACUGAAGUGCCCUUAUGCGACACUCCCAUAAGCCUUCCUCUUUCUCAAAAGAACCACCCCACCCCCAAACCGUG